CUUUAAUCCAACUCCUAUCUAACUACCGUGCAAAACAGCCAACAAAAUGUUCAAAGUUCUGUUUGUCCUCACCGCCCUCGCCGCCGCCCAGGUCUACGCCCAUCCCGGAGUGGUAGCCGUGCAUCCCGUUGUGGCGCACCCCGUUGUGGCGCAUCCCGCUGUGGUGCAUCACAGUCCCAUCAUCCAUCAUGGCGCCCACUCGGUGCACUCACACGUCGUGCACCAUCCGGCACCCGUCAAGGUCGUCACCCCGAUUGUUGCCAGGCCUGUGGUGGCUGUUCAUGCCGUUAAGCCGGUGGUGCCCCUAGUGCCCGUGCACCACGCCGCCCCCGCCCUGGUCGUGCAUCACUAAGUGCACAAACUGCACCCUGACCCCUGACCGUCCCCUCCCCUCCGCCCAUCCAAUCGAAGCCCCAACCAACAUCCAAGAUUAUCCCCCAAUAAAAGUUCAUAGCCACGUAA
Messenger RNA from Drosophila persimilis, 462 nucleotides. RefSeq lists its product as uncharacterized. The transcript has 3 exons. The record is from RefSeq and is a predicted model, not a curated record. Bases 47 to 352 code for a protein of 101 amino acids. Lineage: Eukaryota; Metazoa; Arthropoda; Insecta; Diptera; Drosophilidae.